This is a messenger RNA of Pelodiscus sinensis (Chinese soft-shelled turtle), 2006 nucleotides long. The record is from RefSeq and is a predicted model, not a curated record. Lineage: Eukaryota; Metazoa; Chordata; Testudines; Trionychidae.
AUGACAUUCUGGUCACCAGAUAGUCUUGUAUUAUUUCAGGAUUCUGAACCAUGGAUAACGUCAGAAAAGCAAACACCACCUUUGCACUCAGCUUAUUCAGAAAGCUGAGUGAAAAUGCCACUACACAGAAUUUAUUCUUUUCUCCUUUGAGCAUUUCCUCUGCUUUGGCCAUGGUGUUCUUGGGUGCAAAGGGUAACACUGAAUGCCAGAUGGCAAAGGUGCUUUCUUUGGUCAAACCUGAAGAUAUUCAUGAUGGGUAUCAGUCACUUAUUUCUGAAAUUAACAAACCAGGCCUUAAUUAUUUGCUUAGAAUGGCUAACCGGCUGUAUGGGGAAAAGACAUACCAGUUUCUUACAACAUUUAUAGACGCCAGCCAGAAAUUCUACCAUGCAGAGCUAGAACCACUUGACUUCUCUGGAGCUCCUGAAGAUUCCAGAAAACAUAUAAACACCUGGGUAGAAGAAAAAACUGAAGGUAAAAUCCAGAAUCUGUUGGCUCAGGGUAUUGUUGAUUCAAUGACCAGACUAGUCUUGGUGAAUGCCAUCUACUUCAAAGGCAACUGGGCAACCAAAUUCAACGAAGCUCACACUGUGACAAGGCAAUUUAAAAUUAAUAAGGACGAAAGCAAACCAGUGCAGAUGAUGUUCAAGAAAGCUACAUUUAAGAUGGGAUAUUUAGGAGACUUUCAGACCAAAGUCCUUGAGCUCCCUUAUGUUGAUAAUGAGACUAGUAUGAUUAUUCUGCUUCCUGAUGAAAUCCAAGAUAAUUCCACUGGUCUGGAACAGUUGGAAAGAGAAAUUACUGAUGAGAAACUUGCAGAGUGGAUAAAUCCAGACAUGAUGGAUGAUACUGAAGUUGAGGUGUUUCUACCCAAAUUUAAGUUGGAGCAAACUUUCGAUCUGAAGCCUGUUCUGAAGAGCAUGGGAAUGACUGAUGUAUUUGACCGAAAAAAGGCAGAUUUAUCUGGAAUGUCGGCCAACAAUGACCUUUUUAUGUCUCAGGUUGUUCACAAGUCCUUUGUGGAAGUGAAUGAAGAAGGCACUGAGGCAGCAGCUGCUACUGCAGCAGUGAUUACUUUGCGAUGUGCAAUGAUUGUACCUAGGUUCACUGUUGACCAUCCUUUCAUGUUCUUUAUCCGGCACAACAACACUGGCAGCAUUAUGUUCUAUGGCAGAUUUUGUUGCCCCUAAAAAUUAGUAAUACAGCUAUUAACACAAGAAAGUUAGUUCCAAACUGUAAAAGUAUAAUAGCAUUUGCCAUCGUUCACUGGAAAGCAUCUCUGCAUAUCCUGUGUAUCUAAAUAAAUGCAGGUUUGUUUAGCUUGAGUCCUGGUUUCUCUUUACCAAUAACUACUUUGCUUAAUGUAUUGAUCCAUCUCUGUAAAUGCUGCCCUUGAAACCUGGUUCUCAAACUUGGGGUUGCUUAGCUAGCAACAAGUGGUAUAUCUUAUGGGGGGAAGAAAAAAACUAACUUUUCAUUGAGCUCCAAAUACUUUUUUUUUUUAAAUUUCCCUUCUCCCUGUCUCAUUUUCCAUACUGGUUUUCCAUGUCUAGCUAUGUCCCUAGAUAUUUUUUAAAUAAGAUUUUUAUGAAUGAUGCUCUUGGGGAAUAACUGAGCAAGUCCUUAUGCAAGAGUAGGGAUAAAGUCAACUCCACUGAAGUCAAAGAUAAUAUUGUCUUCAGUGCAGCCAGAAUAUCACCCUGCAUGUGCCUUGUCACUAGUUAACCUGGGUUACACUCAAAGACUUGUGAAACAGGACAGAUGUUUCUAUCUAUAACAAAGAUUGUAAUAUAUUCCAGGACAUGUACAGCAAUUUAAAUGCAAGCGCUCUCAUAUUUGUAUCUAAUGUAACUAACCAGGGAGGUAGUAUGUAACUCAGCAAGUUUUUUUUUGUUUUUUUUUGCUUAGACUAAUAAUGCUAAAUUCUAUGCUAUAGUAGUUAUAUACAAUGAUAUUGGUCUUGCUGUUUCUGCUCCUUGAAGCAGUAAUAAAGGAACUGAUGUGAA